Harmonia axyridis is the source of this 2252-nucleotide messenger RNA. Its product is annotated as soluble guanylate cyclase 89Da-like. Gene Ontology annotation, molecular function: heme binding; oxygen sensor activity; guanylate cyclase activity. Gene Ontology annotation, biological process: response to oxygen levels; cGMP biosynthetic process; nitric oxide-cGMP-mediated signaling. The transcript is spliced from 13 exons. The record is from RefSeq and is a predicted model, not a curated record. The coding region runs from base 312 to 2192 and encodes 626 amino acids. NCBI's taxonomy places the organism in Eukaryota, Metazoa, Arthropoda, Insecta, Coleoptera, Coccinellidae. Gene Ontology annotation, cellular component: guanylate cyclase complex, soluble.
AUAUAUAAAAAACACCCAAAUUCACUACGCAAAAAUUUACACUUGAACUAACCUCAAGAAUUAUAAUUUCGACUUUUCAAAUUGAUGGUAUCCAAUUCAAUAAUAAUAAGCGUCCACCCCUUCUGUAUUUACACAAUAGUCUUCCACUUUUUACGACAAAAGCUUUUAGCUGGGACUGUAAUAGAAAGCGACAUGACAAUGAAAUUAUUUUAUCUAAUUAAUUGAUAUCCCAACAUGAAGUGGAUGUUCAAUAAAGCUUAAACGUUAUCAGUUCAAGAGAACCUCUCCAAGGGUUGACAACACUAUCCGAAAUGUACGGUAUGUUAUUGGAAAGCGUGCAGUAUUUUGUACAGUUGGAAUAUGGAGAAGACGUUUGGAACGAAGUUUUGCGGAGGGCAAAUUGCAAAUAUACGGAAUUCAACACCCACCAAGUUUAUCCUGAUGACACUAUGGCAUCCUUAGCUGCUGCAUGUGCUGAUGUUACUUUGGCAUCGUAUGACAGCUUUAUGAACUUUUUUGGCAGAUGCUUCGUCCGAUAUUUUUCGAAAUUGGGCUAUGAUGUGACGGUGAAGUCGACUGGGAGAUAUUUCACCGAUUUCUUGGAAAGUGUGGACAACAUUCACUCUCAAUUUUGCUUUACCUACCCUAAAAUGAGAAGUCCGUCGAUCUACCUUACAGAUAUAGAUGCCAAAGGGUGUGUUCUCGUCUAUCGCAGCGGCAGACAAGGUUUCACCCAGUAUGUAAUGGGUCAGCUGCAGCAAAUAUCCAAGGACUUUUACGACCUAGACUUGAAUGUCAAAGUACUGGAGAAGGCCACUUCUGCAAGUGGUGCCAUAAAAAAUUUGAUCGUCACCUACAGACUUGACUUUGAUAACCGAAAUUACAUGCAGUAUAAAAAACACGGGCAGUCGAGUAGGGCUGAUGGGUUGCUAUCGCCCUUUCCAUGUUUUCUGCUCUUGGACCUUUUCCCUUUUGGCAUCAUCAUUAACACUGAGAUGAAGAUAAUAGGAGCUGGAAAGAAGAUUGUAGAAGUUUGGAGGAGUGGCUCUAGCUUCUUGAAUGAACCAGUGAUCAAAUUCUUCAAGUUGAGGAGACCUAAAGGAAUUCUGCUGACUUGGAAAAACGUUAGGAAUCUGAAGGCAGUUAUGUUCGAAUUGGAGUGCAACGUUGGAGCUGGAGAUUUUUUGCAUGAUGAACAUUUGGAAGAGGAGGCUCAAGGUGAACAGAAGGCCACUCCCACUCCUCAAGAGAUUGAAGCUAGCAAACGUAAUAUCUUGUUGAAGGGACAAAUGAAGUAUCUGGAAGACAUAAAUGCUCUGGUAUUUUUGUGCAGUCCUAUAAUCAAUGACCUUGAUGAGCUCCCAGAACAAGGUCUAUAUCUCAACGACCUCAACCCACAUGGUCUCAGCAAAGAAAUGGUACUUGCAGGUUGGCAACAUAACUCCAAAUUGGAGAUAAUGUUCGACAAAGCCGAACACAGAUCGGAGGACUUGGAGAAGAACUACGAGCUGCUGGAGCAAUGGAAAGAGAAGGGAGAUGACCUCCUUUACUCCAUGAUACCAAAAACCGUUGCUGAUAGGCUCAGGUCUGGCACAUCUGCCCUGGACACCUGCGAGAGCUUCGAUGCGGUAUCGAUCUUGUUCUGUGAGAUUGUUGGGCUGUCUUCGGAAACUGUGAAGGAUGCUAUGGACGUGGUUUCUACCAUGAAUUCGGUUUUCAGCUGUUUCGAUUCACUGAUGGACACUUGUCAUGUUUACAAGGUUGAAACUGUGGGCCCCAUAUACAUGGCUGCCAGUGGAGCACCUGAAAAAACACCCCACCACGCAGAAAACGUAGCUGAUGUGGCCUUGAAGAUGGUGCAGAAUAUGGAGAACUUCAAGGCGCCUUCAGGGAAUAAAGUUGAGAUAAGAAUAGGGAUCCAUUCAGGUUCAGCUGUAGCUGGAAUUGUCGGGAUAAAGGUUCCAAGAUAUUGUUUCUUUGGGGAUACUGUUAAUACAGCAUCUAGGAUGCAGUCUACAAGUUCGCCAGGAAAAAUCAACAUUUCUACCUAUACGAAAAAAAUCCUUCCUGCUAACAAAUAUUUGACAGAGAGCCGAGGAGUGGUUCAAGUGAAGGGUAAAGGAGAAAUGGAAACUUUUUGGUUAAUGGGUAAAAUCCAAGAGAAAGAAGAUCUUAAGAUGUUGAAAAAGUGAAAAUUUUAAAUAGAAAUAAAUGCAUAACAGUAUAUUGAAUGAAUAAAUAGUUUGUGUAGA